UCUCGGCGUGAACGGAAAGACUUCCGGUGUAAACAAGGAUAUUGGAAAUCCUACUGGUGUGUUCCGAAUGGUAGACCGUGGCGCAACAACGAAGGAAAAGAAAUAGAGUCGCAUUAAUGCGAAUUGUGAAAACGAAACAGGAAAAGGCCUUUAAACAAUGGAGCAGUAUCCAGUCCAGUUCUUUACAUCAUUUCUGGAAAGUCUUCAGAGACUCUGUCGAGACAGUGUGAACUUCAGUCAGUUCGUGGAAAUCCAUGGCUACCUCUGUGUAGAGAUCGACAACAUGAAGAAGGAGAGAUACGUUCUCAGUGAACUGCUACAGAGCAGUGGUAAUGUGGUCAGCGAGAGCUACUGUACGAAGGCCUUCACAUCUGCUGGACAAAAUGGCCAUCAUCAGAGAGACACCAGGACUCAGUUUGAAAGAAAUGAUUGGGAAUCUCAAUCCUACUCACAUUCCAAGACUGGUUCAGAGGACUGGACUUCUCCGGGGAAUACAGAAGGCAAAUUUCAACGUAAAAGGAGCAGACGGCAUAAUCAGGAAGACUCUGAGACAUAUGCAUCAACAUCUUCAAGACGUAUGGAUAACUACAAGCCUCAGAUGUCACAAUCUCCACCUAGCCCCGAGUCAGAGUUUGUGUCAGGUCAUGGAGGUCAUGUGACCUCGUGGGAAUCAGAGCAUGGAGAUGGACAGAGGCAGACGGGCUCGGUAACCAAGUCCCCAUCCUUCACAGACACUGUUCCAUCUUCUGUAGUGGAUCCUGAUGAAGUAAUAGAUCUGGACAUGAUUGACGAUGAUAUGGACGCAUCGUUCCCAGGAGAGGAGACUUCAGUCGCUAUACACCAGCGAACAGUGCCAGACCAGUCUUACAGCAGUGUUCAGCAUCGGAAGACUAAUUUGAGUCCAGGGACUUUGAAUGUUAUCAGACAUUCUGUGAGACAGUUCAAGAGAUUUCACUUUGAAAAGUCAUGGAAGGACAUUGAUCUGCUGUCUACACCUCCUGAAAGGUUGAAUGUUUUGUUAUUGGAAUAUUUCAAAGAUGCUAAGAAGAUUGGAGGAGGUGAGCUCACGCCCAGAUCCCUGAAGAAUGUCCAGGCUCAUUUAGAAAUGUUUCUAAGGGAUGGAGGAUACCCAUAUUCAGUUAGCAAAGACAAACAGUUCCAGUCUUCUCGGGACUUUCUCAAGAAGAAGCUUAUGGACAGUGGCAAAAUUGUGACUCAGAAAUUCAGCCCUGUUGAUGAUCACGACAUUGAGACCAUGUUUUGUAUGAAUCAGCUGGGGCCGCACAACCCAGAUUCCCUCACUAACACCAUGUGGUUUCUUAAUUCCAAAUAUUUCGCCAUCCGCCGGCCAGCAGAACACUUUGGGUUAAAGUGGGGAUGUAUCUCGUUGAAAACAAAUGAUGAAGGGCAGGAAUAUCUGGAACGAAGAAUUAAUGAAUCGUUUUCCUUAAAAUUGUUUGCUAAACCAGAGGUUCCGAACCGAUGUUUUGUGAAUUUUUACAAACAAUACAAAGCCAUGAGACCAAAGAUUGCCCAAGAUGCCGAUUUCCCAUUAUAUCUGAAGGUUAAUAAGUCGGACAAUGAACAGUGGUUCCUUCCUGAGGCAAUGGGUUGGAAUCCAUUCACAACAAUAUGGCGCAAGUUGGUCAUAGGGUCAGGGCUCCCAGUAAACAAGAAGAUCAUGUGAGUUCAAGAAGGGACGGCUUACUCAAAAAGGAAUAGGGGCUGCUGGGAACCAUGGAAACACAGUACUCAGUGCAAUUCUUUACCUCCUUCGUGGAGCAGCUUCAAGAUGUGUGUCGCAACUACCUCCAGUUCAGUCAGUUUGUGGAGGUCAGUGGCUAUGUGUGUGUGGAGAUCGACAACAUGAAGAAGGAGAGAUACGUCCUGAGUGAACUGCUACAGAGCAGUGGUAAUGUGGUCAGUGAGAGCUUCUGUACAAAGUCGUGCAAAACAAACAGAAACGUCAGGGAUCCAGUGGGUCGGUUUGGAGAAAGAAGUUUAAAUGUUGAACAAAUUACUAGAGACAGUCACUCAGGGUUACGGAGAAGUAAACAGAAUUUUCCUUCUCCUGAUUAUAUUCCACAAACCACUCAAAGACAAGAUUUGGUUCCGACAGUACGUUAUCAGGAGCAGUCGCAACCUGUUCCUUUAAAGAAACAACGGACCAGUUCCAGACAGGAUACCUUUGACUCCCUCGAUGGGGGUUGGGUGGUUGACCAGUUGGUGGAGGAAAGAGUGACUUUGCCACAAACAUUCAUUCAGGUUGACGCUGAACCCUCAACAUUGGCAGCGUCCUCAGCUCCAUCAAAUCAGGUGCUUUCUCUACCUCAGGAUGAUGAGGUCAUAGAUUUGGACUUGUUUGACGAUGACCUUGACAUUACAAUGGAGGACGAGGGAUCAAGAAAUGCCCUCAGUUCCGGUCUGGCGUUUGCUCCUGUGCAUGCAGUGGAUAAUAUUCAGAGGAAGCGUAGUCACUUGAGCCCAGCUUCUCUUGCAACCAUGCGGUACACCGUAAAGCAGUUCCAAAGGUUCUUGUUUCAUAAAUGUAAUCAGGAUAUAGACUUGUUUUCUACCACCCCUGAAAAGCUAAAUGAACUUCUGCUUGACUUCUUCAAGGAGGCCAAGAAAGUAAAUGGCGGGCGAGAAUCUUCGUCCUCGGUCACUGAAGAAUGUCCAGACAUGCCUCGAUAAGUUCCUACGAGAUGGAGGGUAUCCAUAUUCUGUGCUGAGGGACCAACAGUUCCAGUCAUCGAGGGAGUAUUUGAAGAAGAAACUGAAUGACAGUAUAGCUAAUGGAGGUGGAACAAAUACAGUCUCCGAGUGUGAUAUCGAGUCACUGUUCCAGACACAGGUGCUUGGAGCCAACAAUGCUGAGUCGCUCACCAACACAAUGUGGUUCCUCAACUCCAAGUACUUCGUCCUCAAACAUCCUCUGGAGCAUCAGAACCUGAAGUGGGGUGACAUUAAUCUCAGGAUGGAUGACAAUGGUCAGGAAUACCUGGAACGUGUAGUGGGUGGGAGAUACACUCUCAAGGUGUACUCCAAACCAGCCAAACCUGACCGAUGCUUUGUGAACUUCUACAAGCAGUACAGAGCACUGAGGCCUAAGAUAGCUUUGGACGAUGAAUAUAGCUUCUAUUUCGGGUGGAUGAAAGUGACGAUCAGAACUGCUGGUUCAUGCCCGAACCCAUACGCCCUGGAACUCUUACCUGCGUAUGGAAGAAAAUUCUUCUCACGGCUCGUCUUCCUGCUAACAAGAGAAUCAUUUGAAUUGGGUGAUACUAUUAGUGGUAUGCUCUUUAUUCUCCUUUAGGAAAAGUCAAAUAUGUUUUUUGUAAAAGCUGUAAGACUUGACGUGGUGAAGGUGGAUUUCAAUCGCUGUUUUCAUCAUACAAAUGACACAAGGUCAUGUGUUUUGCUCUGUAACAAUAUCCCUCUACUGGAGUUCUGACGCCCCUGCAAUAGGAGGUCGCGCCACGUAGGUUUUUUAAUCAGCCAAUCUGCUUGAUGGCUUCUUAAUUCCUGCGGUAACAGAGAAAUAGAUUAACGGCGGUAAAUCUGAAUUUUUUAAGGAUAGAAACAGAAGGAAAUGCCCACUUCCAAUUAUCAAUAAUAAUGGCCACACAUAUUUUAUACACCCAGUCAUUUCUAAAUGCCAUGGUGUCUACAACCAAAAGGGAUUCCAUGAAAGGAAUAUUUGAGUAAUUUGUGAGUUUUCAUCUGUUAAAAGCUGACAUGUUUAGAUCUAGAAGACAAGAAAUGAAACAGAAUCACUGUAGCUUAUAUCUGAUUGGCACAAGGACUCGUUCAUUGUUCACGUAGAUUUGAUGUCAGGUUCACCUGCCAGUCUUUGGUUGUCUUCAUGCAGAACAUGGAAUGAGGCAUCCGAUAUGGAUUAGACAGACCACGCAGUCACUGAAAUCUCAUCACUUUUCAGCUGAGUGCAGCUGGGAUAAUAUAAGUUUGUUUUUCAUGGAGUAAAUACGCUCAUGUGAAUAUUUAGUGGACUUUACUUCUUUUUAGGUAGUUUACGGUAGAGGAGUAAAGAUAAGGAUACAAUAUUAUCAUGAUUUGUUUUGCAAUGAAUAGGUCAAAAUAUGAUAUUUAUAAGAGUGAGUCAAUUCAAAUUUAAUGUCCCAAUGGUGUUAUUUAAGCCUUACCGCCAUAUAGCUGGAAUAUUGUGGUCUGCUGCGGAAAACUAAACUCACUCACUAUUUAAGCCUUAAUGUGGCUAAAGUAUAUCAUAACCACUUGUGAUUUUCCAUGUCUUGACAUCAAGGCAACAGGCAUUUAUGUCAUAAACUGUCUGAAGGAACUGAGGAAUAUUGAUCUCUUGCAUCCCAUUUUGAUAUUAUGAGUGUCUUUGGAACUUAGAAAAUUGACAAAGUGAUGCUUAUUAUAACCUGGUUUGGGGGAUUACACUUUCCCAGUAAAGUACAGCUUGUAGUACUUUUGUUGGGUUGAGUCCAUCCAGGAUUAGAACCCACACUCCCAGAAACAGGCACCCAAUCACCAGCACAUAAGUCAGCUGUCUAACCCACUCAGCCAUCUAACGAAGAUUUUGACUUGAAAUGUUUUGAUUAACGCCAUGGAGAACGUACCGGUAAUAAGCAAUUUACAAAAUGUUUUAUGUGCUUGUAAACAGGUUUGAGGAAUGUUUUUAGAUCAUUUAAUUUCAAUACACGAUGAUCAUUUGAAGACAGAUGUGUUAUUGAUCAUUAUCAUUUUUUUUAUUAAAGAUCAUUGUCCAUGUUAAAUAGAUUUUAUUUAGUUGUGGUCAUGUUAUGGAGAAGAUUUAAUUAAUCUGUGUCCUAGUAAGAAGGUUUUACAGCAACUUUUUUACUCAAUCACCAUGUUAUGUUCAAUAUUGUCAUCAUUGUCAGCAUAAUUUCAUAAGUAACUCUACAGGUGUACGUAGGGGUUGCUAUCAGUGUAGAUUGAUAAAGAUUAACUAAAUACAUAUAUUAUGAAUAUCAGAGAUGUACUUUUGAGCAAAAAUGCAAAACAAUCGUUGAAAAAACCCAAGAGUGGCCCAUGAAUAAGACAUCGAACUUUUUGUAUUUUGUGUUUGCAUUUAAAUUCUAUUUCAUUCUAAUAGUAUGUGCAAGGUAUUGGAAGACACAAUUUUCAUAUCGAUAAUCAUUAAGAAUUCCUGCCAUUGAUAAUUAUCAAUCUUUUAUGACAUCCCUAGUUGUGUGUACCUGUGUUUAAUAUUAUCUGAUAUAUAAAAUAUUGCAAGAAGUAAC
This is a messenger RNA of Haliotis rubra (blacklip abalone), 5249 nucleotides long. RefSeq lists its product as uncharacterized. Bases 158 to 1687 code for a protein of 509 amino acids. NCBI's taxonomy places the organism in Eukaryota, Metazoa, Mollusca, Gastropoda, Lepetellida, Haliotidae. The transcript is spliced from 3 exons. The record is from RefSeq and is a predicted model, not a curated record.